Lathyrus oleraceus (garden pea) is the source of this 660-nucleotide messenger RNA. RefSeq lists its product as uncharacterized. NCBI's taxonomy places the organism in Eukaryota, Viridiplantae, Streptophyta, Magnoliopsida, Fabales, Fabaceae. Bases 1 to 660 code for a protein of 219 amino acids. The record is from RefSeq and is a predicted model, not a curated record. The transcript is spliced from 5 exons.
AUGGCUUCAAACGAACAAGCUCCAAGUUCAAGCAACCCAAACCCAACGGUUACCGGUGUCGUCUCAACUCCCAUCUAUAAAGAGCCUCACAUUCUUGAUCGUGAACCUCACAUCAAUCUUGCAACACCACUUGAGAAAUUGGAAGUGUUAUGUGAAUCCUUGGUGGAUUUUGACAACAUGCGCAGAAAUGACAUUGACCUCACUGACGAACUCAGGAAUCAAGCGAUCCCUCUAGACCCUAUGGAUCCUGCUCCUGCCAAAGAACCUACUCCUUCGACACCAGAGGCACAGGCUGCUCCUGAGAAAUCUUCUGAUGAUGAUGAGCAUCUUAUUGCUCAAGUUUUGAAAAAACCCAAUUUUUCGGCUGAUGCUUCUACUGAGCCGUCUCAACCCGUUGCCGACUAUACUCCUUCGUCGCCGGUUUCUUCUCCAGCUCACCCACUACAAUCUGUCAACCGCUGUCCUGCAAUGUAUACGGAUUCCAAUUCGACUAGUUCUGACUCUAGUCUCUCUUCAGCUUCCUUGCCUUUGCAGGAUCCAAGGGGACCAGUGGGUGUCGACACCAAUAAGAAACCACCUUCUCAAACUACUCCUCCAUCAAAUGCUUCUCCUUCUUCUCAAACUACUCCUCUAUCGGCUGUUUCUCCUUCAUCUUUCUAG